GAAAAAGAAGCUCAUUUUCUCCUCCUAACAGGUGUUUGUUUGAUGAGAAGUCUGGUUCUGCGGGUAAAUGGUUCAUAUUUGAGCUCUUAAGCUGUAAAAGUCGAGUCAAACACGCUGCAGAUCACAACCCUGUUUCUGCAUGAGUCGGUACAGAGGACAGGUUUGGACAGUUUCAUAUCUGCUCUAAAACCCAAAAUGUGUCGAACAUUUACAGAACAGGUUAGUGAUUAACCUCCAGCAGCUGCUCACAGUCCCAGCUCACAGACAGACGGCGGUCAGCUCGGUCCUUCUGUCCGCUUCAUAAUGCUCUGUACCCGGACAUGGAGGGCUGUGAGCCUCCUGAGCAGGACAGCUCAGCUGUCUGCAGCAUGGAGAGGAGCUCAGGAAUACUCCUCUGCUGGGGCCAGGCUGGACCUGAGCGGGAUCUACCCUCCCAUCGGCACCCCAUUCACCGACAGAGAGGACGUGGACUACAAGAAACUGGAGGAAAACCUGCAGAAAUAUGCUCAGAUACCGUUCAAAGGUCUGGUGGUUCAGGGCUCCAAUGGAGAGUACCCGUAUCUGACGGAGGAGGAGCGGGUGGAGGUGGUGAGCACGGUCAGACGAUCUCUGCCUGCAGGAAAGCUGCUGAUGGCCGGAUCAGGAUGUGAAUCGACGAGAGCAACAGUCCAGCUGACGGAGAAGAUGGCCGCCGCUGGAGCAGACGCCGUCCUGGUGGUGACGCCCUGCUUCUACAAGGGAAAGAUGGACAGCCGCGCUCUGAUCCAACACUUCACCAAGGUGGCAGACAGCAGCCCAGUACCGGUCGUACUAUACAGCGUCCCAGCUAACACGGGCCUGGACCUACCGCUGGACGCCGUGGUGCAGCUCGCUCAACACCCCAACAUCCUUGGUCUGAAAGACAGCGGAGGAGACAUCACACGGAUCGGCCUGAUUGUUCACAAAACUAAGACGCAGGAUUUCCAGGUGUUGGCCGGCUCAGCAGGAUUCCUCAUGGCUGCUUAUUGUGUCGGUGCGGUUGGCGGCGUGUGUGCACUGGCUAACGUCCUCGGCCGGGAGCUGUGUGAGUUGGAGCGUCUGUGUGUGUCCGGUCGUUGGGAUGAAGCCAGAGUCCUGCAGCAGCGCCUCAUCGAGCCCAACGCCGCCGUAACCAGGAAGUUAGGAGUCCCCGCCCUCAAGCAGGCCAUGGAGUGGUUUGGUUUCCAUGGCGGCGCCUGUCGAUCGCCUCUUCAGCCGCUCACGGAGGCUGAGACGCAGCAGCUGAGGAGGGACUUCUCCUCCAACGGCUGGUUGUGAGAGGACUGUGAGUGUGAGUCAGUACGUUUACAUGCACCGUUAGCUAAACCAGGAUCUUUAGCUGGACUGGCUACGUGGCAACAUGCCUCCUUUAAGCUAUAACUGCUGAGGCUCGUUCCUGCUGACGAGUUUAGCCACACGAUGAGUUGAAACUCAACAGUCUGAAAGCCUGUCAUUUCACACCACUGAGACUGAAGGAGACAAUGCAUCGUUUCAGUAACUUAAAUUUAAAGAGAUUUAUUCUUAAGUUAUAGCACAAUAAAUCUGACUGGUACUUCAUAUGAACUGCAACUUUAUUGUCAUGGUAACACCUGGCAUUAGGCUGUGCUCAUCACUAAUUCAUUUGCUAUCGAUUUCAUAGAGUGGCAGCAAAAUUCCUCUGCACAUAGUCCAGCCCUGGGCACAGUUUAAGGCAUGUAGGGUGCUUGAUUCAGCGCAGGGCUUGAAAUGCAACAACUCAGGACUGGAAGGGGGGCUCAAGCUCAAACAGCCGAGGUCGGGGCUCGCAGAUGGCCUAGCGGUCUACAGCGCUAUCCAUGUAUGCGGGCGGCCCAGGAUUGAAUCUGGCCUGUGGCCCUUUGCCACAUGUCUCUCCUCACUCCCUCCAGUUUCCAGCUCUAUCACAUGUCCCCUCCUAUCAAAUAAAAGCAUAAAAAAACGCAAAAAUACAUCUUUAAAAAAAACCAAAAAUCCCCCCAAAAUAAGAGCCAAGUUCAAGCCUGACGGCAUCUUUUUGUCCAAGUCUUGUCACCCUGAGGGGUUUCAGGCCACGGGGCAUUCACAGUUUGACCGGGCGCUCGUGGCAACCCUGCUUCCUGCCCAAACGGUACUGUAGGCCAUGCUUACUCAUGGCAUCCACCCCUUACUCCACCUGCAAGGUGUGAACAAAGUCAUUUCUUCAACAGAUUACUUUCCCAUGCCCCUGGUAAUUUGCAAGGACAUCUAGAGCAUCACUGGAGUUGUGUCAAUCCUCCUUCCUGCCCCACAGCGCCCUCAGGUGGGCUUCCUCUCCACAUCACUUCAGCCUCAGUUUCUGGCCCAAACAUGCCUAAAGGUUCUGCGCAGCUCAGUCUUGCAGAAGAAGAUUAAUUUUGCAUGGACAAAUUCAGCUCCUGCAGCAUGAGUUUUUAUAUUUAAUAUAUAUUUAGUAAAGCGCUGCACGUCUCGCCUACUUGAUUGUGUGGACAGGAGUGUCUAGGGGCUGACAUUUCCUUGUGAAAAUUAAAAACUAGACAAAUGUAAUACAAGUAUUUGUUGGCAUUUAUAGCUUUUCAAAACAAGAGUUCCAUUUCCUUUUUAACAUUUAUCUGCAUGCAAAGUCUCUGUGACCAGCUGUCUGUGAUUUGAUCAGCUAAAUUAUGUUAAACAUCAUCAGACUCUUAAACUGGAGCUGCGAAGGCUUCUCUAAGACAGCUGCGGCGGUCGCCAGCAAGAAUCUGAAAUGUUCUUAUCACAUCAUGAUGCUAACAAACAUGACGAAAGCUUCACAGCUGAACAUUUCUGACAUGCUUUUCCUGUAGUUCAUCUUUCUAACUCAUGGUCACAUCUGAGGGCAGACGACAGAGUGACUUUUUCUAUGCUUAGCAUUUAAGCUGUUGGACCUAUAACCAGAUCAGACUAUAUAGAUUAUUGUGUUUAUUAUGUCCCUGUGUCAGACUUUGCUACAGAACCCUAGUCCUGACUGACAACACUGAGUGUGGUCCAGAACAGCCAGACACUGACAUCAUGAUGUUUCCUGGUGUCUUUGUGGAGGUCCAUUAGUCCAUAGGUGGUCUUAGAGGCAGGUCAAGGAGAGUCAGUCAUAGAUACAACAGAACACUGGUGGUCUUAGCUGUAAAGAGAAAAACAACCAAAGCAGAAACAGCUGUAGACUGUUAACAGGACAGUGUGGACUGGAUAUCCUUCAGAUCUGAGCUAGAAUGUGAUAACAUGUAAAAAAAAAUCAACCCAGUUAGCCUGGAUCACAUACGUGUGUUUCUGGUCAGGGCAGGAUGUCAAAAGAUGUAAAAAAAAACCUUCUGACAUGUGAGUUUUCCUGAAUCAGGACUUCCUGAAGCAUCACUGCUUAUGUUACAGUACAAGAGGAUUUGUCCUCACCAAAAACUACAACCAAACGACGCAGUUGGGUCAAAAUCUGGCUGAAACGGUGUCGCCUUUAGGCUUCAACGCCAGAGUAAACCUGGAGCAUGCUCAGAGUGUCUAACCUUGCAAAGCAGAUAGCUCCGCCCGUUUCUGUGUUUCUCACUGGUAAAUCCAUCUUGCAAAACUCCAAUCUGAACCGUUUGGGUCCAGUUUGAAAGUGACCCUCCCCCUUUAGCUAAAAGCAUCGAUAACGAGUGACCGAAAAAUAGAAAGCAUCCCUUUAAGUUAAAAGAGUCACAGAAUUACAGUAAAUGUCCAAAUAUUAGAUAUAAAACCCCACAGGACACCCAUAAUUCAUCAGUUCUUUGAAAAGCAUCUCAUAGCUUAAACUCGGCACAUUCUAACACUGGAACAAGACUUUAGUCCAGGAGGAACCUACAUAAAUAAAAUAAAUGCUUAUUUCCAGUGACACCAUACAGAGAUUUUUAUGAAGCCUACUGCAUCAUUUAAGCACACAAUAAUCCACCACUCCACUGUUUCAUUUCAGCUAUGGAUAGAUCGAUCAUCACAUCCCUGGUUGUGGAUUGCGGCUCUCACUAAACUAUUUUUACAACAAUGUGGCUCUUGGUUGGAAUAAGGUUGAGAACCGCUGGUCUAACACAACAACUCCACUCUGACUGCAUGUAAACGUACUGACUGUAUGUGUUUGUCCUUUCUUUAGCAGGAACCGAGUUACCGGGGCUGGAACAGCCUCAAAGAGAGCCACAGACUCAGUCAGCCUGGUUUAUCUGAGACUACGUUAAACUGAUGCUAAUUCAGUUUAGUUCAUAGAAACACAAAGCAAUCCUGUUUAGAAGAAUGCUUACACUCUCACUCUCAGAAGUGUGACAGCUUUUGAUCUGAAUUUAGUUUGAAUGAUUCUGCUUGAGAUCCUGAGUUGACUUAAACAGAUAUCGCUGUUCCAACGAAGGAAUCAAGCCGUGUCUUUAGUUAAAAUCAGCAGAUCUGCCGAUGUUAGCAGCGAGGGUCUAAAGAUUGUGUUGAAGGUAGAUAUAGAUGAUAUAGAGCCUAAAGAUUAUAUCAGCAGAAUGGUUUUUGUCCUGGUAUUGCACAUUUACACAGCAAAUUAAAAUACUUUUAAA
This is a messenger RNA of Cheilinus undulatus (humphead wrasse), 4520 nucleotides long. RefSeq names its product 4-hydroxy-2-oxoglutarate aldolase 1 (gene hoga1). The coding region runs from base 304 to 1296 and encodes 330 amino acids. Gene Ontology annotation, molecular function: N-acetylneuraminate lyase activity; 4-hydroxy-tetrahydrodipicolinate synthase activity. The transcript is spliced from 7 exons. Lineage: Eukaryota; Metazoa; Chordata; Actinopteri; Labriformes; Labridae. Gene Ontology annotation, biological process: N-acetylneuraminate catabolic process. The record is from RefSeq and is a predicted model, not a curated record.